AUGGUAGAUCUCAAAGAUGCUCAAUUGGACUAUCUCUUGCUUGCAAUUUCACAAGGCGUUGAUAGUGGGAAAGUGGUGAAUACUACGGGAACUGAUAUAAAAAUGAUACAAUUACAUCUUACCGAUUCUGAAGUAGAUUGGAAAUUCAAUGCCUCCGAGCAAAGUGCUGAAUUUGCAAAGAAUUUUAUGGCACUUUUUAAUAUUCAAUGUAUUGGUGCCUUGGAUUUCCAGCACGAUUGUAUCAAAAACUUGGAGAAGAUGUUAGAGGCUAAAGAUCAUUAUAUUACAUUCUUGACUGAAAAUUACAAGGCCAUUAAUGGGGAGGAGUUAUUGAAGCGCUAUCAUCUAACACUGGCAGUACAAAAAUUUGAUAAAAUAGGAAACAUGAAACGAAAUAAAGAAAUGUACAAACAAAAACAAAUAUGGACUCUAGUUGAACGUGCAUUGAAGGAAAUGGAAUUUGAUGAUAGGACUAUUUUAAAUGAAAAAGAAUUAUAUAAGACGAGUGAUUUAAUUAAGAAAGAAAGACAGAUUGGUAUUAAAAGUGAAGAUAUACAUAAUUUAUCACCACCAAGUAACUCUCAAAAUUUUUAUCAACGAGAAAAUCCAAAAAUAGACGAGGAUUCACUAGGCAUAGAUUCAUUAUCUUCAUCACAACAUGGACCUCAAGCAAGAAAACGUCGACGUAUUGGAGGGAUGACAUUAGGAAUACGGAAACGAUCUUCGAGUCCUGUGAAAGGUCUCCAAAUAAAAGACAAUCACAUAAGGAUCCCAUCAAGCCCAGUAAUGCCAUCAUCUGAUGACAAGAACGAAGAAUAA
Messenger RNA from [Candida] anglica, 819 nucleotides. The record is from the annotation of a GenBank genome assembly. Lineage: Eukaryota; Fungi; Ascomycota; Pichiomycetes; Serinales; Debaryomycetaceae.